GCAACUGCACCAAGCUUGGCCCUUCGUUGACCUGAAGAUAUCUUUUGUGGCGGCUCUGUUGCUACGCCUUCUGCCAGUUCUGGAGAAGCGGUGAUCUUUUGUUGGUCAGUCAUAGCUGCCCGGCAGUGCAACCUCUUUUUGACUUCCUGGUUACAGAAGCCAUGAACGAGAAGGGCGCAUGCUGAAAUGCUCCCAUGUCAAAAGUUAGAUGACAAGAAAGUAUCUGGGGCUAAACACCUCCUUUGUCACGCUGUUGAAGGGGUGAGUGCAGUCACUCAAAGAUGGACGACAAGAGGUUUCACGAUGUGACAACGUUCCACAGAAGCAGCGUCCACAUUCUCCUUGCUGACAGGGACUUGCAGACAAGGAAAGAAGUGUUUGAGCUUUUACGCCGCUGCUCUUACAAAGUGACUGCAGUUGAGAGCGCCAAGCAUGUGCUUGAGGUUUUGCGAGCUGGAGGACCAGCAGUGGAUGUGAUUCUGUCAGAGGUGGAAUUCCCUCAUGGGAAGGGCCUAAAGCUCCUGAAGCACAUCAUGAGGGAAGAGAAGUUGAAGCAGAUUCCUGUCGUCAUGAUGUCACAAAGGGACGAGAUGGCUCUGGUGGUCAAGUCUCUGCGGCUGGGGGCCGCAGACUACCUCGUCAAGCCUCUGAGGACCAAUGAGCUGCUCAACCUGUGGACUCACAUGUGGCGUCGGAGGAGAAUGUUGGGAAUGGCUGACCGUCUCAGUGGCCACCCCAACAUGAACGGCCCCCCCCUGGAUCUCGCCUUCUCCAACACCAGUGACUCCAACAGCGGGAGCGUUGACAUGCUGUCCAACGAGACCGUUGGGGAACGACGGACGCGGCUCGAGGGGCAGGUCAACGAGGACAAUGAACGAGACCGAGAGGAUUCAAGACCGCAGAUGUCCCCAGUCCUGUCUCUGUCAUUGAAGCCCUCAUCUGAGGGAGUAGAAAUCAAGGCUAAAAGUGGCUAUGAGAUGCUACCCCUCUCCCGCAAACCUUCCUACGGCUCACCAGCAAAGUUCCGCACCCCUCCUGCCCCACCUCCCAAUAACUCUCUGUUCGGCCACACCCCCAAACGGAUGAGGGGAGGAGAGAUCGAGAGCAGGGGGUUCAGUUCCUCUGCCCGAGAAGCCCCCGAGCAGACGAGCGGAGAGAGCCAGCCUCCCUUCCACCAACCCCCCCAGCUCCACAAGUUUGUGCCGUCGUCGGGUUGGCAUCCGAACGGUGCCCAGCACGCCCCCCAGACGGGCAGCAGCAGCACCCCCCACAGGAGCGCAACCGCUGAGGGGGUCCCUGCCUGGGCAGCUCCCCGAGUCAGCCAGCAACCCCCGGCGCAAGAGCACUUUUCUCGGGGGGCGCUGGUGCACUCCCACGGUCAGGAAAUGCAGCAGAGGGGCCACAACGUGGAGAGGAGGGACAGUCUGCCGACCCCCCCAGAAUACGGAAGGACGCGGCACGUAGGGGCGAGCUCGAACGCCGGAAACUCUGCACCUCCUCCCGAGUACCACAGGUCAGCGUUCCAGGGGGAUGCUCGGAGGGGGACAGAGGGGGGGGAGGGCUCCUGGCAGAAUAGUCACCGCCCCCCCUACUUUCCAGAGCCACAGUUCGCGGGGAUGGUUCCGAGCAACAUGGGGGCGAUGGCACAGCUUCCCCCCCACUUUUACAUGCCUCCUCACGUUCAGGGGGGUGGCCGUGAGUCCAGCAAAGCAGAUUACAGCUCGGGGGGGAGCGGAAGGGACCACAGCCCCCCCACAGUUACACCCCCCCGGGAAGAGCGGUCACAGAGUUUUGGCGAGGCCGCCUCGGGGAUGUUCGGGAUGCCCCCUCAGAUGCAGAACGGGAUGCCCCCCCAGAUCCCCAACGGAAUGGCCUCCAACGGAAUCCCCAAUGGAAUGGCCCCCCAGCUGCCAAACGGAAUGCAGCUGCCCUCCGAUCUGCUGAUGAACCCGCACCUCGCGAUGUUCAACCUCCCCCCCGGGAUGAUGCCCCCGAUGCCGCUCCCCCCAGGAAUGCCCCCGGGCCUCGCGGCCGGCCUCAUGGGCCAGAUGCAGUUCUCCCCCUUCUUCCAGAACAUGCUCAACCCGCACCUCAUCCGCCCCCCCGUUCAGAGAGUCCCCACUCCGCCUCCCCCCCCAAACGCCCAGCCUCAGAGCAAGCCCCCCCAGGUUCGAAGCGCGAGGUUUAGCCCCCCUCCACCCACAACAGGGGGGCCAGUGAUCGGUGUCUCAGUAGGGGGGCCGCCGGCCCCCAUGUGGCCGUUGCUCCAGGCGGGGGUGGACCGGAAGAUGGACCAGGCCGAGAGGCGCGAGGCGGCGCUGAGCAAGUUCCGGCAGAAGCGGAAGGACCGGUGCUUCGCGAAGAAGAUCCGGUACGCGAGCCGGAAGAAGCUGGCCGAGGCGCGGCCGCGCAUCAAGGGCCAGUUCGUGCGUCAAAAGGAGGGGGGUGCCCCCGGGGGGGGUGGCGACGAAGAAGAACUAGAGGAGGAGGAAGAAGAGGAGGAGGAGGACGUUGACGAGGAGGAGGAAGACGAGAACAAAGGCGCGCAGCUGCCGGACAUCUCGGGCUCGCUGAACGGGAGUAACGACAGCCAGUCGGCGUUGAAUAUCGAGAGCCGGUAGCGGGGUGGCGGGCUCGCUGCUGUAUGAUUGGGGGAGUGUCCCUGAAGCGCAGGGGCGCUGCGGGUGUUGCUUCGGUCGUGAUGCCACGCGGCCGACUUGUCAAGAAGUGGGGGGGUGAAUCGAGGCUCGUCCCCGCGGCUAGUCUGACCUCCGUUGCAUAGAAGAAGAUUGUCGAUAGCCGGAGCUUGACUGCAAUAGCACAGAACCCUGACGUUCUGGAAGGUCACCGUCAAGGGUAUGGAGAAGGGAAGGAGCUCGAAAGCAUUCUUGCUGAGGUCUUAGUAAAUGUAAGAUAAGCAAGCACCUGGUUUUAUUCUUACGAGCACAUUUGCUUUGGUAUUUGACUUUUUGUCGGCUGCCCUCUCUUGGCAAUUUGCAAGGUUUGUGCACAAUAUAAGUCAGCUUUAGGAGCUGAAUAGAAUGAAAACCACUUUUACGAUUUGAACAGUGACAGCUCUGCAACCGAUUUUUGUCAGUGUCCUUGUAUUUAUCGUCUUUGGAGAAGACUUUGUCUACCUAAUACAGACCCUUGCCGUUCAUUAUCCAUUAUUGCUCCG
Molecule: messenger RNA, 3178 nt
Organism: Klebsormidium nitens
Lineage: Eukaryota; Viridiplantae; Streptophyta; Klebsormidiophyceae; Klebsormidiales; Klebsormidiaceae
Source: the annotation of a GenBank genome assembly